This is a messenger RNA of Coffea eugenioides, 1725 nucleotides long. RefSeq lists its product as uncharacterized. The record is from RefSeq and is a predicted model, not a curated record. Lineage: Eukaryota; Viridiplantae; Streptophyta; Magnoliopsida; Gentianales; Rubiaceae. Bases 504 to 1442 code for a protein of 312 amino acids. The transcript is spliced from 3 exons.
AUGUCCAGUCAUCUAAUAUAAUGCAUCAAUCAUCUUAUAAGUCAGCUAUAAACAUGACCCAUUAAAAUUGAAGCAAACAAGGAUGUUGCUACAAUGCUAUUCUCAACUGUCCCUAUUUUUGUGUUGAGGGGUUACCCAUGAUUUCAGGAUUGAGAUCCCUACAGUUCAUGACCUCAACAUGAACUCCCACCCCUCCUCCCUCUCUCACAACACUCAGACAUGAACGCAUGGAAAUGCAUAUUUAUCUUUUCCCUUCUUCCCUGGUAUACAUUGCCCUUAUAUCAUACUCUUUUCUUGAGGUCACUUGUGGGGCUGAUGAUGGGAAGCUAAGUAACAAGAUGCUUUAAAUUAAGUUUUUCAAUUAAAUUGCCAGGACAAGAAAAUUGUUGAACAUAGAUUUGAUAGCUUGGUGAUGUCAUUAGCUGUAAUUGAUUAUUGACCUGGUUGGCUGGGUACAGAUUGGUCCAUAACCUUAUGGGUGCACAGCUUGAGUGAGACCUGUGAUGACAGAGCGUCAUGGUGGAUGCUUCUAUAGGCACUCUUGGUUUGUCUCAAGGCCCUUAUCCUUUUCCCCUGCUAUGGAAGGCACAUCAGCUGCAAGGGAUAGUGGUGGCUCAACUUCAUCCAGGUCGGACAGUAGUGAUUACGAGUCUGUGGCCAAGACACAUCACUCUCAUCGUAAUUUUUCAAGUCGCCGUUGCUUUAUGUCAAAACCUGUUCACCCAUUGACCCUUCCAUCUGACACACCUAGAAGAGAAGCUACUGACAGCAAUGCUGCUGGGUAUUUGGAAUUUGAUGCUGUUACUCCUCGAAGAGAAAAACAUCGCUUGAGCAGUGCUAGUGGUAGUGUCGAUCUCACUGAUGUUUCUGAGCCAUUUGAAGCUGAUUUUUCAAGUAGAUAUUGUAAUCCAUCAGAUAGUUUCAAAUGUGGAUUGUGUGAGAGGCUUCUUUCACAGAGAUCUCCUUGGAGUUCUCGACGUAUUGUGAGAAGCGGAGACAUGCCUGUUGCUGGGGUUCUUUCAUGCUGCCAUGUAUUCCAUGCUGAAUGCUUGGAGCAAACCACCCCAAAGGCCAACAAAAAUGACCCCCCUUGCCCAAUCUGUGCCAAAGUUGAAGAGGAGAAUUCUCCAGAUCAGCGGGUCUUUUCUAAGUUCUUCCCUAGGCUUAGGCCUUUCUGCGAAGAUGGACCAUCAAGGCCAUGGGGUUGCGCACAGGCAGGAGAUUGUGUUGAAGGUGCUUUGCAUGCACCUUCCCGCAGUACCAUGUUGUCACUUACUCGGAGUCGGAUUAAAAAGAAUCUCUCGUUGAAGGGUAAUGUAGGCAGAGACUUUCCCGGGAAGGCGAGGAAAAGUGGCUCAUUUGCCUCACAGUUAUUUGUUGGUUCAGUUGACCAUGGAGUCGCUUGUUCGUCCGAGACAGUUUCUGGCACAAGUGUGAAGUGAAACCAGAAGAGUGUGUCUGAUGAUUAGGAGGACCAUAUAAAAAUGUAUUUGCAUUUCAGGGAUCAAUCCAUGGCUUUGGGUUGAUUGCAGUCGGUGUGUUGAAUUGGGUAGUUGGGUUGUGUUUCUGUAAUGUUUAGUGGGAUUUGGGGUUCUAAAUUAGGAAAAUUUGACGUAUGUUGUAAUCAUUUAGCCUGGAUCUAAAUCACAAGGAUGUAAAAAUGAAUGAUGGAAAUGCCACGAAAUCGGCCUAAUGAAUUACUAUUAUUGAAAAUUGUUGUUGCCA